Messenger RNA from Ambispora gerdemannii, 278 nucleotides. The record is from the annotation of a GenBank genome assembly. Lineage: Eukaryota; Fungi; Glomeromycota; Glomeromycetes; Archaeosporales; Ambisporaceae.
AACACGAUGAAAAAACCAAAAAAGAAAUGAUUAGUGAUAUCGAGUUUGAUUUAAAAAAGAAAGAAGUUUCAGAGGAAAGAUUAAAUCAGAGGUUAGGAGUUAGCGAUUGGCGGGAAGAAAUUAGAAAAUGUUCAGAUAGCACUCAUGCCAUACACAGAAGGUCGGAUUUAUGGGAUGUAAUUCGUAAUUUGCAGUAUGAAUAUACUUGUGCCAAUUGCGGAGUAAAAAAAGAAGCGUAUACUGCUUAUUGCUUUGGCAACAAAAAAUGCUGUUCCUGA